Molecule: messenger RNA, 4433 nt
Organism: Taeniopygia guttata (zebra finch)
Lineage: Eukaryota; Metazoa; Chordata; Aves; Passeriformes; Estrildidae
Gene: IRF7
Product: interferon regulatory factor 7
Biological process (GO): immune system process; regulation of transcription by RNA polymerase II
Cellular component (GO): nucleus
Molecular function (GO): protein binding; RNA polymerase II cis-regulatory region sequence-specific DNA binding; DNA-binding transcription factor activity, RNA polymerase II-specific
Source: RefSeq, a predicted model, not a curated record
GGAUGUGCGUGGGUUUGUAUGGUGGGGUUGAGUUCGGAAGAAAGUUUGAUGCAGUGAAGGGCUGAGGUUCAGGGACAGUGCUCCUUGUCCUUCAGGAUGCUUUUUUAAAAACAACUUUGUAAAACUGACUCUCCUGAAAUCUCCAGCUCUUCUUCCACUGUGCGGGAGGUGGUGACAUAAAUUUGGCUGAUUUUUAGCUUCCUGGCCAUGUCCCUGAGCCAGCAGGACCUGGGGAGGUGGCAGGAGAUAACAGCUGUGGCUGUGCAGGACAGGUACCCCCCUGCCCAGGCAGGCAGGAUCCUGCUUGCAAAAAGAAAAAAAAAAAAAUUAAAUGGGAGAAUUCCCAUCAAUUUAAUUAUCACCUGUUAACUGAAACCACUCUGCAUUGAUUGCAUCAUUGAGGAAUGAAAGUAAAUAAACACUCCUCUGCUCCCCUCCCUGCAGGUGCUGCUUGUCCCUGGGGCAGGAGCCAGCAGCCAGCACCACUCCUUCCCUCUUGUUCCUCUGGCAGAGCUCUGGGCCCAUUCCAGCCUUACCUUGUCCGUGUCAGCCUUGUCCCUUGCUCCCAACCUGACCUGGCUCUCCUGGCUCCUCUUUGAGUUUCAUGGUGUUCACUGCCCUUCAAUACAUUUUGCUGGAUCUGCUGAAUGCCCCUGUCCUAUUUCCUAAAAUCGUGGGGGGAAAUUCCUGCAGAACAAAAAUAAAAAUCCUGGCAGCCAAGAGGGAAAUUCCUGGAACACCAACCUGGAAGGCUGAAUAUCCUGGAUAACAAAGGGGACAAGACAACUUCUGUAAGGCAAUGUAGGAAUUUCCAUGUGAGAACUAGGGGCAAGCCCUUGAAAGUAAAGGGGGAAAUACACAGGGAAUUUCUAGAAAGCAAUGAGGGGAUUUCCUACAAGGCUAUAGGGGGAAUAGCCUAGAAAUAAAAGGAGGUAAAUUACAUGAAAGCAAGGAGAAAAUUGCCUCAAUUACCUGGUAAAUUCCUGAAAAGCAGAAGUGACAUUUUUAAAGAAAGUAACAGUGAUGAUUUCGAGAGGGGAAAUUUCCCAGAAUGCAAAGGAGGAAUUGGUGAAUAGCAAAAGGGGCAUUGCCUGGAGGGGAUGAAUGGUACUUCUUGGGAAAUAAUGUCUUGCUUCCCAGUGUGAGGAAAAUCCAUAAACGCCCCUCUGUGCCCCCAGGCUCGCCCCAAAACAGAGGUUUAUGUCCAAAAAGGAGGCAGAAGGAGUUCUUCAACUUUAUUCAAAUAAAGUGAGAAUCAAAUAAAGUGAGAAAGUCCACCAGGACACACACCUGUGGCAUUUUCUCUCUCGAAGUUUCCAAGGGGGCAUCCUUUUUUUAUCCUAAACUCCUGGCCACAUGUUGCCCUCUUGCUUUCCCUAUUGGCUGAGGCACCAGGAAGGUUCAGCCUUCCCGAACCGCCUACCACAUAUCCCACUUUGAACCUACUAUUUUACCCUAAAAUUCAGAAACUCAGGCUGUGCAGACCCUUGUCUGUUUCAGGAGCAGAACUGCCUGGGCUCUGCAGCAAACCCGCUGCCCUAAGUCAGUAGAGACAUUGAGCCCGCCCAUUUCAAAGACCUUAACACUCACACCUUCACCCAGCAAAUUGUUUGUAAACACAUCAGCUUUCCUCUCAGCAGGGAGUUACAGUCAUGGGGAAAUUUCCCAGGGAAGCAGUGGAGAUCCUCUAAGCAGAGGGAAAAAUCGUAGACAGGGAUGGAGGACUCUAGAAAGCAACAAAGACAUUGCCCAGGAAACCAGGAGGAAAUAGCCUAGAACGUGACGGGGAAAUUUCCUGGAGAAUGGGGGAUUUCUUAGGAAGGAAGUGGGGGAUUUCCUGGGAAACAACAGGCAAUGUUCUGAAAAACCACGUAGAGUGCCUAGGAGGCAGUAGGGGGUUCCUGGAAAGAAGAAAUUUCCUCAAAAAUAAGCUGCACAUUGGGAAAGAGGCUGCAGUCCCAUGCCUCAGCCUCACUGUCCCCUCCAUCCCUUCCUGGCCCUUGGGUAAGGAACUCGAAGAACCUCUCAGGGAGUUUGGGGUUUUUUUACUGCUCCCCAGAGAGCUCAAAGGGCUCGGAGAAGAGCCGGGUGGUCGCUGUUGCUGCCCUUGACCUGUCGGGGGCAUGGGCUGGUUCGCCUCUGCCUCGGUGCCGAGCGCUGCCCGCCGCACUUCGGCCUUUCUCGGUUUGUCAUUUUUGGCAGCACGGCCUUGGCGUGCAAGCCCAUGCAGCCGGGAGAAGAGGGAUUAAAAUAAACAUCUGGACACCCCGGGGGUUUCCAGCCGCGGUAAGCCCCAGCUGGAGCGGGUGUGGCUGACCCCCUGCGCUGCGGGAUUCCCACGCUCAGCUUUAGGUGGAGUUUAUUAAUUUAAUCACUGACAGUCCGGGGAGCGCCGUGCGCGGGGCUGCGCGGCGGCGGCGGCGCCGGGCCCGGAGCAUCUCCCGGGCACCCCGGGAGCGGCGGCACCGCGCCCCGCGGGAGCGGCGGCACUUUCACUUUCGGAGGGACACGUGAUUUCCAGGAAAACGAGAGGGCCGGAUAAGGGAUCGGGAAGGAGGCGGCCGCCCCCGCGCCUAGGGCACGGCACAGCACGGCACGGCACGGCACGGCACGGCACGGCGGCUCUGCGGACCCGGCACCAUGGCAGCAGCGAUGGAGAAGGAGGGGGAAGCCCAGAGGCUGCGGUUCGGACAGUGGCUGCUGGACGCCAUCAACAGCGGGAGCUACCGGGGGCUGCGCUGGAUCGACGCUGCCCACACCACCUUCCGCGUCCCCUGGAAGCACAACGCCAGGAAGGACAUCACCAGCACUGACCUGGAGGUCUUCAAGGCCUGGGCAAGGGUCAGUGGGCGGUACGAGGAAGGCUCCGAGGAUCCGGCCAAGUGGAAGACCAACUUCCGCUGUGCCCUGAGCAGCACCAACUUGUUCAAGUUGGAACAGGACCAUUCCAAGCGUGGUGAUGACCCCCAUAAGGUUUUCUCCAUUGUCUCAGCCACCCUCCAGGACAGCAAGGAGGGACAUUCCAGCAUCCCCAACCCUGUGGUGGACCAGCAGGCAGCACAACAGCAGCUGCAGCUGGAGCCCCACCCCCAAGACAUGGCCUCAGCCAUUGCUGUCCCAGGAAACACUGACCCCACAGAGCUCUCGCUUCUGGGGGAGCUGCUGCAGAACUGUGACAUCUCUCCCAGCGACUUUGACUCGCUGGCCCCAUCCUGGGUACCCGCAGGUGGUUUCCCUGCCGGGGACACUCCCCACCAGGACAUUGUACUCCAGCCUCACCAGGACACUCUGCUCCAGCCUUACUCAGACACCAGCCAAAACAGCCGCUUCCAUCGCACAUUUCCACAAUGGGUGCCCUCGGUGGAGCAGCCCACCUUGGGCACCUACCAACCAAUGGGCCUCAUGCCACCAGAGGAGACAGGGGCCGUGCCACCACCGUGCCAGCUGACGGAGGGCACGGUCCCCAUGCAGUGUGUGCCGGGUGGGACGUUGUUCGUGCCCGCCGCCAGCCCCGUGCCACAGCCACGGCUGCUGCUGGAUAGUACAGAUGGCAUUGUCUCCAUCCUGGAUGUCACCAUCUACUACCGGGGGAAGGAGUUCCACCACGAGGUGGUUGGGGGCAGCCACUGCCUGCUGACGUACCAGUGCCCCAGCCUGCCGGGGGCCCCGAGCCCCGGGCACGUGGUGUGCUUCCCCAGCCCCGCCAGCCUGGCCGACGGCAAGCAGCGGCGCAUCACUGAGGAUCUGCUGGGCAUCGCGAGGCUGUGGCUGGAGCAACGCGCCUACAAGGUCUUUGCCACCCGCCAGGCGAAGUGCAAGGUGUUCUGGGCCUUGUCCCAGCAGCUCGAGGGGGUUGAGGAUCCCCCACUCAACCUGCUCUGCCGAGACCAGGAAACGCCCAUCUUUGACUUCCAUGAGUUUUGCACAGAGCUGAGGGACUUCCGCAAUGGCCAAAGGCGGCGAUCUCCAGACUUCACCAUCUAUCUCUGCUUUGGGCAAGCCUUCUCCAAGGCCAAGCCUAAGGAGUCCAAGCUCAUCCUGGUCAAGCUGGUGCCCAAGUUCUGUGAGUACUACUACGAGCAGGUGCUGCAGGAAGGAGCCUCCUCCCUGGACAGCCGCACCAUCAGCCUGCAGCUCUCCAACUCCUUCGACCUCAUGGAGCUGAUUGAGCAGUACAGCAUGCAGCUGGGCUGAGCCCACCUGCCCCGCUCCCCAUGGCCCUGGCACAGGCAGCAGGACCACUGGGCAUCCAGGCUCUGCAAACCAGCACUCCCCAACCCGAGCAACACUUCAGUGACCAAUCCUGGAGCUCACACAUUGCUUUUCCUCUCUGUCAGCUUCUAGUGUGUGUUUUUGUGGAGGGUGGUAAUUUACAGAUUUAUUUUCUUAACUUUUCCAAGCUAAAAAAAAAUAUAUAUAUAUAUGGGAAUGUA